Formica exsecta is the source of this 1207-nucleotide messenger RNA. RefSeq lists its product as uncharacterized. Gene Ontology annotation, molecular function: odorant binding; olfactory receptor activity. The annotation marks the transcript as partial. Gene Ontology annotation, cellular component: plasma membrane. Lineage: Eukaryota; Metazoa; Arthropoda; Insecta; Hymenoptera; Formicidae. The record is from RefSeq and is a predicted model, not a curated record. Gene Ontology annotation, biological process: sensory perception of smell; detection of chemical stimulus involved in sensory perception of smell. The transcript is spliced from 4 exons.
GUCCUAGUGAUAAUCUUACCUCUCGUUGAGAUAUGCCUGGGCUGUACUAGCGCGGAGCAGAACGUAGACUGCAUCAUGUUAAGCUUUUGCGCAAUGCUUGCUGUGCUGAAGAUAAUACAGUUCCGCAUUUAUGCUAACAACUUAAUUAACAACUAUAAAUCUGCUCUAAACGAUUAUCUGACCAUUGAAAAUGUAGAAGAACGUAGCAUUAUGCGAAAACAUGCUCUUGCAGCAAGGAUGGCUUCAUUUCCUCUGCUGAGCUUCUCUUAUUUUAUUUGUAUGAUGUAUACGAUAACAUCUUUUAUGAACCAUGACAAAAAAAAUCAAAACAUUACAGACGAGGAAAUUAUAUUGGAGUAUCCAAUACCAUCAAAAUGCGCUAUGAAAUAUUUUCAUGCUCCAAUAAGCAUGUACAAAAUAUUUGUCAUCAUUCAAGCAAUUUCAUUGAUAGUAGUGACUAAUGCUAAUCUCGGUAACGAUGCGCUAUUUAUCAACGUUACAUUACAUGUUUGUGGUCAAAUGAAAAUUCUAAGAGCUCAUUUUACAAGCUUAGAUGUUACAUGUCCACAAAUCUACGAUCGUUUUAACAAACUUUUACAGAGGCAUAUUUACUUGAUAAAAAUGACCAGGAAACUUGCCGAUGUUAUUAGUCUUAUUUUAUUAGCGGAACUUUUCAUUAUUAGCAUAUAUAUAUGCAUAAUGGGAUUUCAGUUUAUCAUAGCAAUGAAAGACAAAGAUACUGUUAUGAUUGGACAAAGUUUAAUGGCACAAACUGUUUUUUUAGUAAAGCUAUCAGUGUACAGCUUUAUUGGAAAUUAUCUGAAGUCCCAAAUGGAAGAUAUAGGCUACUCUAUUUAUCAAAGUUCUUGGCAUGAAUUUCCUAUUAAUCUGUCGAAAAAUCUAGUCUUCAUCUUUAUGCAGACAGAAGCUCCAGCUAUGUUUCAAGCUGGGAAUUUUAUUGUGUACGGCAACUGCGAUGACCUGCAAUAUAAAGAAAAAAGUGAGUUAUUCGCUGUGUAUUUUUACUUCGGGCAGAUUGAAUCUAUACUAUUUAAUCGAACGGAUAUCCUGAUGGAAUAAAAUGUAGUAUAGAUGCGUAUGAGCAAAACGCGCACACUGUUUUUUCUAACAUUUUACCCAGUAAAAAGAAACAGUUGCCAUGGACGACAACAAUUUAGAAUCUGUCAUAUGAAUUUUUAUUCAACAA